ACAAACGGCAAUGAAAGUAAAUCCGCAUUUAGUGAUAUAUAAGCGGACAAAGACAUAAGUUUAAUCAUAUUGACAAUCCGCCUGUUAAAGUAGUAUGGUUACGGUAAAUGAAAUGGAGGGAUCUCGAACGAGUGGACGCGGUCUUCCCUUCGCGUCCGUUCUCUACAGCGAGCCCGGGGCCCUGGGGCUCAUGGCCAACAUCAUGGCCGCUCUAAUAGUAGCUAUCGGUAACAUGGUGGAAGGAGAGCAUACGAAACUCACUCUCAUUAUAGCAGGAGUCCAUUUAAUUCUGGUAGGAGGUUUUCUGCAACUGGUGGCCGGGCUGUUGUCCUUCAGACGAAACGACCACCUAACUGGGACAGCUUUUGUUGUGUUCGCCUCCCUUUGGUCAUUUCAGGGAAUCACCUACAUACUGACCACUGACAUGCCGGACCUUAAUGGCGCUGCUCUGUCCGGUCUGGUAGGCUACAUGGCCGUAGCAAUGGUUCUCUUUGUCUGUUCCCUGUUUGUCAACUAUAUACUACCUCCAGUACUGGCGGCCAUGCUACUAACUCUGGUAUUUGAGGCCGCAGGGUUAUAUUUUCUAUGGGCUAAACGGGUUGCUGCUGCAUUUGAACUUUUUAUUGUGUUCACGGCCAUAUAUGCUGUCGUUGUCAUGACAACCAAGGGCGUCAGCCUGAGAUACGUUUUACCGGGGUUUGGAAAUGCACCUAUUGACCCCCUCUUAAUCCGAACUUUUGCUAAGGGUAAGAAGAAGAACGAGACGAAAAAGAACACCAAGUACGCUGAGCCGAUGGGUUUGGGGUACAUCGCCAAUAUAGUGCCAGCUGCAGUGCUGUGUUUCCACAGCCUUGGGUACUUUACCGAUUUCCGGCCCGCCAUGGGGGCCUUCAUGUGCAGUAGUCUUUGUCAUAUUGUAUCCAGUUACUACGCCUUCCUGCGACGAGAUCACUUCCAUUCUGUACAAUUCAUCGUUUAUUUCAUCUUCUGGAUCAGUCGAGGAGUCGGGGCGUUUCUCGUGACCUUUGACCUCGGAGGCGACACGACCUCUGUGACAAACUACUACGGUUCCUGGGGUAUGGUACUGGUCCUUGUUGCCAUACUGGUAGUUUCGACCACGCAGAGUGUCGUUGUUUUCCUUUACAAUCUCCUUCUCACACUCAUCGCCAUUCUGUCCGUGGAGCAUAUCCCGGGGUCGGUUCGUAACUACACGUUUGGUGUGUCGUCUGCUAUUCUUGCACUUGUCAGCAUCUACAUCUCCAUCGCACAUCUUCUUAACUCACUGGCGGAAAAGUCCAUUGUCUAUGUAGGCCCAGAAAUCAUAGCUGCCGAGAAACUUCAAUGUGCCUUCGGAUGCUUUCGAAAGAAAACAGAUGAAACUGAAGGAUCCCCGACAGACUUAACUGAAGGAUCCCCCCCGAUCACGGGGGACAGUGACAAAGACUUGAACGUGGUGGACUCCUUAGCUUUCCUUGGUAACAUGGUGGCAGCUAUUGCUUUAUCUCCAGCCGAGGUCACGCAUGGGCAGAACGCCCUUCCCUGGCUUCUCGUGUCCGGGGUACUCAUUAACUUGUACUGCGCACGCCUAGCAUAUGCCGCCGGAAGUCUAGCUCGGGCGUUCAUGAUGGUGGUUUUAGCAAUGGUUUGGGGAACGUGGUCUCUGGUGUUUUUCGAAGGUAUCGAUGCAUCUCAGUUAAAAGGUGCUGCAAUUGGUGUAAUGUGCCUACACACCUGUGCCUUACUGAUGACGACCACAUUUUCCAGGGUGUGGAUGGUAUUUGGUGUAAGCGUGGAGUUAAACAUACUGGCCCUGGUCUUCCAAGUGUUUGCCGUCAACAGUCAGUACAUGGGUCUCGUCACGUCGCUAUUUGUAGGUAUUAUUGGACUGUAUGGCACUCUCUCGGGUAUCCUGAAAGGGGUCAUUGACAGUGACGCGCUACCGAAAGGCGAACCAGUCAUAAAGCCUAAAGCAGAGACGGAGGAGGAGAGGUUACCCUGUGAGAUGAUUCCCUCGCGAAAAGCUUCGGCCCUCUGGAGGGCAGCUCAACUCCUUGACGAAGGUCACGUGAUUGGCGUACCAACAGACACAGUGUACGCCCUGGCUUCAUCAUGCAAGGUCCCAAAGUCUGUCAGCGCCAUCUAUCACAUCAAAGGGAGGCCAGCAGAAAAACCUAUCUGUCUCUGUAUAUCUAACAUUGAACAGUUGAAAGCUGCAAAUCCUCCAUUCAGUGCUCUUCUAUGGAGGUUCAUGGACGUUUGCUAUCCCGGGGGUAUUACCUGUGUGGUACCUAAGGGGGAGUGGUUAGCGAGGCUGGGGGUAGGUGAUGCUGUUGAUUACAUAGGAACGAAGGAAAGUGUGGCCAUCCGAGUUCCCGACUCUUCUGUGCUAUCUUACCUCACAAGUAUUUCCGGUCCUGUGGCCCUGACCUCGGCCAAUCCAAGUGGGGAACCGGACAGUCUGCAUCAUGAUACGGUCAUAGACACACUAGGACACAAAUUGGCCGCGGUGGUAUGUGACGACGAAUCUAACGAAAUAGUGGCAUCAACAGUAGUUAAUUGUGCCAAGAUAGAUGAGGGUGUGAUUUCAUACUUUCGGAUAGGCUGUGUGCCGAAGGAGCGAGUGGACCAGUUAUUCGAACAAGUGAAAUCAGAAUUAAAUCGGGAGUCAACGAAAGUCAACAUGAAUCAACCAUCAUUUAACUCUUAAACAAGGGACGACAACUCGUCUCAAACAAGGGGCGACAACUUGUAUUAAACAAGGGACGACAACUAUCCGUGGGGCGACAACACUUCAUGUUGUCUUCUAAAACAAUACUUUUACAAGUAGAGUGGAUGUUAUGUAUGAGGUGAAUGCAGGUUGUUUGUGCUUGUUAUAGAUUAUUUAUUGUUUACGUUUUCAAUAAAAUUAUGUUUAAUUCGUUUAAGUUUUAGUUUUCUCUGAUGAAAAUAAAUCAAUACAGAGCACAACCUCCCGGUAAGGCAUUUGACCAGAGAAAGAUGUAUUUGCAUACAUCUAACUUUCGUUAUUGCACAUAUAGACAAGAUUUCAUAGCAUAACGUUCAACAUUUAGGACCCCAAUUUUCUAAUUUCAAUUUGGUAUUUUCUAUUGGAACAAAAAACAUAAGGACCAUUUCAACAUCAGCUCGAGUAUUCCUGAGUUAGAAAACAUAAAGACACGAGCACAGAUAGUUCGGAAGACAUCCUUACAUAAGAAGGAAAUCGUAUUUCGUGAUAUUUAAUACAGACUUGUAUACAGCAUAUCAGCUAUACAUGUAGAAUAUUAUUAAUACUGUUUCCUAUAAAACUGCAAACUUAAAUAUAAUUACUUGUACGUAAGUCAUCGAUGCGAUUCUCAUCAGUAUGACAUUUAAUUUCAUUGAUUCUUUAAUUAAUUAUUUGGAUUGAAGUAAAAGUGUUUUUCUUAACUCGAAGAAAUUAAAAGAUUAAGUCAUUGUUUUGUGAAACUGUGUAUACUAACGUGGAGUAUAAAUAUACAUAUAACACGGCACCUUGUCUAGUCCCUCUAGAAAGUGUAAUGUACGUUCAGUUGUAAUCACCCAAAGAGGCAUUACAAUGACUUGACCCUUGACCUUGUUAUUCGUGUUGUAAACGACAUGCUGUCCAUUUGUGACAAAUCUCUUAAAUGAAAUUUCGUAAAAACAUUUGAGAUGACCAUGACAAUCAUUGAUGUGUUUUGACCUCUCUUUGUGACCUUGACUUAUGGAGUGCUGGUCCGAGAGUUACAGCGACAAAUCUAUUCUAGUCAUGAUGCAUCCAUUUAGGAACUUUCGUUCUCAAACAUUGAUCCGUUGAAAAGUAAUUGUCAGGUGAAAAGUUUGGUUUAAACGGCUUGACUCGUGACCAAAUUCUGUUUAGACGGCUUGCCUCUGGACAAAAGUUUGGUUUAAACAGCUUGACUCGGGAAAGAAGUUUGAUUUAAACAGCUUGACUCAGGACAAAAGUUUGGUUUAGACGGCUUGACUCAGGACAGAAAUUUGGUUUAGACGGCUUGACUCAUGGCAGAAGUUUGGUUUAUAAACGGCUUGACUCAUGGCAGAAGUUUGGUUUAUAAACGGCUUAACUCAGGACAAAAGUUUGGUUGAUACGGCCUGACUCAGGACAAAAGUUUGAUUUAGACGGCUUGACUCAGGGCAAAAGUUUGAUUUAGACGGCUUGACUCAGGACAAGAGUUUGGUUGAUACGGCCUGACUCAGGACAGAAGUUUGAUUUAGACGGCCUGACUCAGGACAAGAGUUUGGUUGAUACGGCUUGACUCAGGACAGAAGUUUGAUUUAGACGGCCUGACUCAGGACAGAAGUUUGAUUUAGACGGCCUGACUCAGGACAAAAGUUUGAUUUAGACGGCUUGACUCAGGACAAGAGUUUGGUUGAUACGGCCUGACUCAGGACAGAAGUUUGAUUUAGACGGCCUGACUCAGGACAAAAGUUUGAUUUAGACGGCUUGACUCAGGGCAAAAGUUUGAUUUAGACGGCUUGACUCAGGACAAGAGUUUGGUUGAUACGGCCUGACUCAGGACAGAAGUUUGAUUUAGACGGCCUGACUCAGGACAGAAGUUUGAUUUAGACGGCUUGACUCAGGGCAAAAGUUUGAUUUAGACGGCUUGACUCAGGACAAGAGUUUGGUUGAUACGGCCUGACUCAGGACAGAAGUUUGAUUUAGACGGC
This is a messenger RNA of Mizuhopecten yessoensis (Yesso scallop), 4686 nucleotides long. RefSeq lists its product as uncharacterized. Gene Ontology annotation, biological process: regulation of translational fidelity. The transcript has 9 exons. The record is from RefSeq and is a predicted model, not a curated record. Lineage: Eukaryota; Metazoa; Mollusca; Bivalvia; Pectinida; Pectinidae. Bases 95 to 2707 code for a protein of 870 amino acids. Gene Ontology annotation, cellular component: cytoplasm. Gene Ontology annotation, molecular function: nucleotidyltransferase activity; tRNA binding; double-stranded RNA binding.